Protomyces lactucae-debilis is the source of this 2094-nucleotide messenger RNA. Its product is annotated as adaptin N terminal region-domain-containing protein. The record is from RefSeq and is a predicted model, not a curated record. Gene Ontology annotation, molecular function: clathrin binding. The transcript is spliced from 3 exons. Gene Ontology annotation, cellular component: membrane coat. Gene Ontology annotation, biological process: vesicle-mediated transport; intracellular protein transport. The coding region runs from base 1 to 1950 and encodes 649 amino acids. Lineage: Eukaryota; Fungi; Ascomycota; Taphrinomycetes; Taphrinales; Protomycetaceae.
AUGAGCUCUUCCGACUCAAAGUUCUUUCAGCGCGGACAAGUCCAGGAACUACGCGCCGAGCUCUCUGCAGCGUCAGAGCGCAAGGACAAGAACUAUGUACGCAAGCGAACAGUGCUCAAAAAGAUUGUCGCGAAUAUGACCAUGAAUAACGACAUGUCCUCAUUGUUCCCAGACGUCCUCCGCUGCAUGGCGAUAUCACACCUCGAAAUCAAAAAGAUGUGCUUCCUGUACCUCAUGAAUUACGCAAGGAUCAAGCCCGAGAUCGCAACAGAAGCACUGCCGUAUCUAAGGCGCGAUUUGAAUGACGAAAACCCGCUUAUACGCGCCUUGGCACUACGCACAAUGUCCUAUAUCCAUGUUCGCGAGAUCAAUCUGGCAACCGUGGAUCCGCUUUUGAUGCUCAUGCGCGAUGCGGACCCCUAUGUUCGCAAGACAGCUGCGAUUUGCGUGGCGAAGCUCCAUGCACACGACAAGCGCCUCGUUGCAGACGACUCGCCACUCUUGUCUCAGCUGAGAGACAUGCUGGGUGAUGCAAACUCAACAGUCAUUGCGAAUGCACUUGCAGCGCUCAUGGAUAUGUGCGAUCGUGCAGAAAAUAUGCGUCUCAACAUCAAUGCGCAUCUUGCCGCAAAAUUGGUUGCCGCGCUCAAUGAAUGCUCUGAAUGGAGUCAAACCUACAUCCUCGAAGCGCUCAUGUCGUAUAUACCGCAAACGCCGGGCGAUGCAGAGGUGAUUGCUGAACGUGUUUCUCCUCGUUUACAGCACGCCAAUGCAAGUGUCGUGCUCACAGUCAUCAAGCUGCUACUCUACCUUACAAACUACAUGCCGGAUGCGGAAGAAGUGCAACUUUUGUGCAGAAAAAUGUCCCCUCCACUCAUCACAUUGCUCUCAAAAGGUCCUGAGGUGCAGUUUGUCGCACUGCGCAAUAUCGAACUCAUCUUGCAGAAAGCACCCACUGUGCUCAGAAACAAUGUCGAGGUAUUCUUUUGCAAGUACAACGACCCAAUUUACGUCAAGUUGGCCAAGCUAGAAAUUCUCGUCAAGCUGGCGCAUAUUGACAACAUGUCACAGGUCCUUGCAGAGUUGCAGGAAUAUGCAACAGAAAUCGACGUUGACUUUGUGCGCAAGGCGGUGCGCUCAAUUGGCCACCUGGCAGUGAAGGUUGAGGCGUCUGCAUCUAAAUGUAUACGCGUUCUCAUGGAGCUUGUUGGAAGCAAAAUAUCUUAUGUGGUCCAGGAAGUCACGGUUGUCAUUCGAGACAUCUUUCGCAAGUAUCCGAAUGAGUACGAGUCUGUCAUUUCUACUUUGUGCGAUAAUCUCGACAGUCUCGACGAACCGGAAGCCAAGGCUGCCAUGAUCUGGAUUAUUGGCGAAUAUGCGCAUCGUAUUGAACAUGCAGACAAGAUCCUCGAUGACUUCUUGUACACAUUUGCAGACGAGGCUGCCGAAGUACAGCUUGCUCUUCUCACGGCAACAGUCAAAUUGUUUAUUCAGCGUCCAACCAAAGGACAGCAAUUAGUACCGAAAGUCUUGAAGUGGGCAACCGAAGAGACGGAUAAUCCUGACUUACGAGACCGUGGCUUCAUGUAUUGGCGUCUGCUGAGUACCGACCCUACAGCGGCAAAGAAAAUUAUACAUGGCACCCGACCACCCAUCGAGCUCGACUCUGACUCGUUUGACCCACGAACUCUGGAAGAGCUUUGCCUGAACCUAGCAACCCUUGCGAGCAUCUACCACAAGACACCCAUGAGCUUUUUGCGAAAUGCCAAGACCAAGAAGCUGCACGAUAGUCCUGUUUUGCAAAACAAGGGUCGGCCAAGUUUGCAACGGCGUUCAACGCAGGAAGCUUUGCAUCAACAUAAAGCGCAUGGACACAUUGUUCCAGAUACUCAAGUGCAGGACACGAUUUUUAUGAGAGAUAUGCCGUCCAUUCGCGUGACUGAUUGUUAGUGUCUUCCAAGCAACAACUGCACUUACGGGAUCAUAAUGUUGAAAGGCAAGCCAAUCACUUGUUGUCGUUGGUAGCAGGCCCAUGUAUUGCAGCUUGAUCAUGCCGAGUACAAUGGAGAGAAGCUGACCGAGAAUGAAGACAGC